Messenger RNA from Eriocheir sinensis (Chinese mitten crab), 1434 nucleotides. RefSeq lists its product as uncharacterized. The transcript has 2 exons. NCBI's taxonomy places the organism in Eukaryota, Metazoa, Arthropoda, Malacostraca, Decapoda, Varunidae. The coding region runs from base 191 to 1060 and encodes 289 amino acids. The record is from RefSeq and is a predicted model, not a curated record.
CAUUGAUAAGAUAAGAAAUACAGCUGGAGCUCCUCCCCUGAAGGUGUAAUAAGAGCGACGGUCACUGAAGGGUGUCUCGCUCCCCGGGAGUGUGGCUCACGAUGUGGCUCGCGCCUGCGCCGGGGGUCACUGGUGAGUGUGUUACCAGGCUGCUUAGUGAAGCAAGACAAUUUACACAACGACAGCACAGAUGGCCGUGACGUCCAGGAAGGCAUCAGUCUCUACGGACCAGUCAUCACUGGUCAUCAUCUCGAAGGCUGCCCAUGCAUCAUCAACCUCUUCGGUGAUGGCGGCCACCAAUUCGGCGGAUGCCCAUGGAUCAUCAGCCUCAUCAGACGAGUCAUCACGGGUCGUCACUUCAAAGAGUGCCCAUGGAUCAUCAGCCUCAUCAGACGAGUCAUCACGGGUCAUCACUUCCAAGAGUGCCCAUGGAUCAUCAGCCUCAUCGGUGAUGGCGGUCACCAAUUCGGCGGAUGCCCAUGGAUCAUCAGCCUCCACGGACCAGUCAUCACGGGUCAUUGCUUCAAAGGCUGCCCAUGAAUCAUCAGCCUCGACCAUAGCAGCGGAAGUCACCAAGUCUGGGGCUGCCCAUGAAACAUCAGCCUCCACGGACCAGUCAUCAUGGGUUGUCACUUCAAAGGCUGCCCAUGCAUCAGCCUCGAUCAUAGCAGCGGAGGUCUCCAAGUCUGGGGCUGCCCAUGAAACAUCAGCCUCCACGGACCAGUCAUCAUGGGUCGUCACUUCAAAGGCUGCCCAUGCAUCAGCCUCAUCGGUCCUGGCCACUCCGUCAGUGGCCGCACGCGGUGCAGGGCUCACCGCCCGGACGGGCUCGCCACACCGCCUCCCGUUGCACCGGAGGCUGGUGAAGACGGGCCCGUCGUCACAGAAGAGAGAGAAGUGGAGGCCGCUGAUGUUGUCCAGCAGCCAGGCCAGCGGCAUGGAAGAGGUGAAGACUGGCUUCCUAAGCGAGGCGCAUUGCACCCUGACGGCCGCGUUGCCGUCUUUCUUGCACAGCUUCGCAAAGGGCACACGCAGCUCACCCUCAGCGUGGCAGCCUUGAAUCCCUGCGACGCAAGACCAGCCUUCCACGGGGAGUUUGACGGAGGCGACCGUACGCCUCCUCUUCAGGCAGCAGGUGGAGUCCUUGCACGAGAGCUUGAUGGAGUCCACCAGGGAGGAGCCUCGCUCCAGGGUUACCCACACGUUGAAUUUCUGUCGAGAUGCAGAGUUUCCCAUCGUUGUUUCGAUGUGAUAUAAAAAAAUAUCCGUAUAUCGAGGAAAUCGGUGUUAGGUAAUAAAAGGAGGUGCUAUGUCCAUGAAGACCGACUGGCCUCCAGCAAAUUCUUUCUGCUGUAAUCUUGCCUAGUCGGCUAAGUAGUGCAGUUCACGCGUCGGAUGGCGGGUAACAGGGCUGCAGCAACACGCUUCUUCAUG